AUCAACGGCCAUCUUUAAUUGUAACUCAUUCAUGAAAAAGUUGUUUUCGAUCACAUAAAAACGCGCAAACCGACUCGUUUGCGCACGAAGCGGCGUCGACGGCGCUGUGUGCGUGCAGUUCGCAGCCUCUCGCACAAAGCCGAAGCAGAGCAGAAGCAGAAGCACGGCAGCGCCGCGGAAGACUGUCCGCAGAGAAUAAGUAAACACCAAGAGCGAUGAGAAAGAAGCAGACAGCCAAACAGAGGAAGACUGAGGAGACUACAGAAGUCCAAGAGUUUGUGGUGGACAAAAUAAUUCGCCGGAGAAUCUUUAAUGGCCGAGUGGAGUACUUCCUGAAGUGGAAAGGCUUCACCGAUGCAGAAAACACGUGGGAGCCUGAGGACAACCUGGACUGUCCUGGGCUUAUUGACGAGUUUCUGAGAGACGCACAUCUAUCCAGCGAGGCUGAAGAGGAGCAAAGCGAGCAGCAGUUCAUUCCCAAAGAAGAAAUGGCAGAGCAGGAGACGGAAAUUUCCUGUGUGCGGUCCCAGCAGCAGAGCAACGACAGCGUCCUAAAGCCAGAUGAUGUGGAAUCAGACGCCCCCACUGACCUCAGCAAUUACCUCGAGCCCGAAUGCAUCAUCGGCUCCACGGACAGAAAGGGAGAGCUCAUGUUCUUAGUCAAAUGGAAGAACUCUGAUGAUGUUGCCCUGCUGUCGGCCCGCGAAGCGAGCGCCAGAUGUCCCCAGGUGGUCAUUGAUUUCUACGAGCAGAAGCUGACCUGGCACAGCGGGGACGAGGAGCAGUAAAUAAUAAAAAAUU
This is a messenger RNA of Girardinichthys multiradiatus, 801 nucleotides long. RefSeq names its product chromobox homolog 3b (gene cbx3b). Lineage: Eukaryota; Metazoa; Chordata; Actinopteri; Cyprinodontiformes; Goodeidae. Gene Ontology annotation, biological process: negative regulation of transcription by RNA polymerase II; chromatin organization. Gene Ontology annotation, molecular function: chromatin binding. The record is from RefSeq and is a predicted model, not a curated record. The transcript has 5 exons. The coding region runs from base 216 to 788 and encodes 190 amino acids. Gene Ontology annotation, cellular component: pericentric heterochromatin; nucleus.